AACGACGAGAAAUGAAAAAAGAGAGAGAGAGGUUUUUUUUUCCUCGUAGCAUAACACCACUCGCCGCUUGAACCCUGAGCCCCCCUCGCCGCCGCCGCCGCCGCCGCACCUCUGAGGGCGAGCAGAGCAGGAGCGCCGCAACGGUGGGCAGGCUAGGCCUAGUAGCACCGCCGAGUCCUGGACAUGGCGGGGGUGUUGGGGGCGCUCAGGCCGUAUGUGAAGCCCUGCAUCGCCGGCUCCCUCAUCAGCGUCACCGUCGCCGACCGCUACGCCUACCUGACCCCCAUCCAUGGCGCCUCCAUGAACCCCACCUUCGAGGGAAAGACAGGUGAAUACGCGCUGGUGGAGCGGUCCUGCCUCCAACGCCACCAAUUCUCCCGCGGCGACGUCGUCGUCUUCACGUCGCCGAGGGACCACCGGAGCAAAGUGGUCAAGAGGUUGAUUGGGUUGCCCGGCGACUGGAUCCAGGUCCCGGAGACGGCGGACAUCCGGCAGAUACCGCAGGGCCACUGCUGGGUUGAAGGGGACAAUGGCAGCGUCAGCUUCGACUCGAGAGAUUAUGGCCCCAUGGAUGUGUGGCCACACAAGGAGGGACCGAGUCCAGAUUGAUGAUAUUCGAGACAGAGUUGGGGUAGCACCGAUUGCAGAGAAACUUGUCCAGCAUCGUUUAAGAUGGUUUGGGCAUAUUCAGCGCAGGCCUCCAGAUGCUCCAGUGCAUAGCGGAUGGCUAAAGCGUGCUGAAAAUGUCAAGAGAGGUCGGGGUAGACCAAACUUGACAUGGGAGGAGUCCGUAAAAAGAGAUCUGAAGGACUGGAGUACACCAAAGAGCUAGCCAUGGACAGGGCUGCGUGGAAGCUUGCUAUCCAUGUGCCAGAACCAUGAGUUGGUUGUGAGAUUUUAUGGGUUUCACCUCUAGCCUACCCCAACUUGUUUGGGACUAAAGGCUUUGUUGUUGUGAUGAUAUGAACAUAACAUUGUCCAUAUACUGUUCAUCUUUUGUAUUGAACUUUUGCUGAUCCAUUAUACAGAACAUUGAAGACACCUAAAGUUGGUGUACUA
This is a messenger RNA of Brachypodium distachyon (stiff brome), 1059 nucleotides long. RefSeq names its product mitochondrial inner membrane protease subunit 2. Gene Ontology annotation, molecular function: serine-type endopeptidase activity. Gene Ontology annotation, cellular component: mitochondrial inner membrane peptidase complex; membrane. The record is from RefSeq and is a predicted model, not a curated record. Gene Ontology annotation, biological process: mitochondrial respiratory chain complex assembly. The transcript has 4 exons. NCBI's taxonomy places the organism in Eukaryota, Viridiplantae, Streptophyta, Magnoliopsida, Poales, Poaceae. Bases 184 to 609 code for a protein of 141 amino acids.